ACACACACACACGCACACACACGCGCGCGCGCGCGCUCACGUAUAAUUUCCUUCACCUGGCUCAAAGUUGGACUCGAACAAGCGUAGAGUGGGCGCCCAGCACAAAGUCAAUAAUGCAAAACGAAUCGAAAUUAUAAAAUAUAUAUAAUAAAUCAAGUGAAAUUGAAAUCAUUUUUACUUCAUUAAUCUUAAUCGGACAUUUUUUUAUCUUUUGUGAACGACACGCUCCGUGUCAAAUCAACGCAGGCGGGAAGUGACCGACGUCACCUGACGCCUUCAGUAUUGGAAAAAAAUGACUCAAACAUGAUUGAAAAGAACAAGUUAAACAACGUGUUUGAUGUUUGUGCUUGUGCUGUACAACUGAGAAAAUUUUGAAAUAGGCCACAACGUCAAAAAAGGCAUUUUUCCGGUGGACAAUUUUUAUUACGGUUCAUGCUUUUUCUUCUCUCAUUGGUUAUUCAUGUUGACCAUCACCUUGCACAACAGAAAUAAAACAAAAUAACUCGAAAUAAUCUACAAAGGGUUUUAGGGAAAAGAGUUGUACGUGAGACAUCCUUUAUUUCAUGAUCGUAGUGUGAAUGAUAAAUUUCACCUUGCACAAAGAAAAAAAACAAUGACUGGAAAUUAUCCAGUCAAAAAUUCGGGCACAAUUAAACUGUUCGGAGUGUCAUCAGACGGCGUCGCCACCAGAGGACAGCACGGCCUCAAAUAAUGUAUUCCACCUGAUGACUAAAGCACAUAGUGUGAAAUUUCACUUCUUAUUUAUAUACAAGUGUACUAUGAAAAGUAAACAAUUUGACAAUGAAAUUACGUUUCUCUGCGUUAAAAUGUCAACAAUGAUCUUCAACCAUUACGUACCUGCCAGUCAACAACAAGGGCAAAAUUAUUUGUAGAGCGAGCGGAAGAGUUAUUUUAGUCGCUCCCAAAGCUCUAGUCCGACCCCUCCCGUAAAGUCAAAACAAACCCGGAGAGCGUGACCGAAAGUCGGACUCGAUCAGCGAGCCGCCCCUGUCCGGCGGCGAUGGCCCACCAUGCCAACAUCUCCGUGACGGAGAGCCAGUUUCGCUGUCCCAUCUGCUUGGACGUCCUUCAGGACCCGGUGUCCAUCCCGUGCGGACACACCUACUGCAUGGCGUGCAUCGACGGCUACUGGGACCGUGCCGAGCCGCCGGCGCACUUCAGCUGCCCGCAGUGCCGCGAGGCCUUCAGCCCCCGGCCGGUGCUCCGCCGGAACACCGUGCUGGCCGAGGUGGUGGCCAAGCUCAAGCCGAGAGAAGCCUCGGAGCUCUCCGAGCCACCCGAGCUGUACCUGGGCAUCGCGGGCCAGGUCCCGUGCGACUUUUGCCCGCCGGAGAGCAAACUGGCGGCGGCCAAGUCGUGUCUGGUGUGCCUGGCCUCCUUCUGCGAGGCUCAUGUGCUGCCCCACCGGGAAGUGGACACCUUACGGCGGCACAAGCUGGUGGCCGCCGUGGAGUGUCCCGCCGAGCGGCUCUGCGCGCAGCACCGCCUCGGACUGCGGCCGCGAGCCGGCGGGGACGUCGAGCCGGAGGAGGCCGCGGUGGAGUGGAGCGGAGACUGUCUGCUGUGCGAGGCCGACCGGGAGGAGGCGCACCCCGGGGAGGCUCAGAGGGCGCGGAGACAGGUUCAACUUCGGCAGUUUCAUAGGAUGGUUCAGGGCAAAAUCCGAAGCUGUGAGCGAGAGCUGGAGGAGUUCCAGCAGAGCUUGGAGUCCCUCAAGGUGUCGGCAUCGGCCGUUUUGGAGGACAGCGAGUCGCUUUUUGCUGACAUGGUAACACGACUGGAGAAGACAAAGGCUGAGGUGCGAGCGCGCGUGGACGCUCGCUCGCGAGCGUUGGUGGCUCGCGCCGAGCAGGACGCGGAGACGCUGGAGAAAGAUCUGGAGGAACUACGCAGGCGAGACCGGGAGAUCGAACAACUUCUUCAGACCCAGGACAGCGGGCACUUUCUGCAGGUGGCGCCGCUGCUGUGCCUUCCCAUCGCGGCCGCCGCCCGGCCCUCACCGACGUCUGGCCCCUCCACCGAGGCCUUCAGUGGGGCGAGGGGGGCCCUGGGGAGACUUCGCAGCCGCCUGGAGGAAGUCUGCAGAGAGGAGAUGGACUCCAUCAGCAGGGCGGGCGCAGUAAAUGCGGCCGCCGAGAACUUCAAGCCUAAGCAUUCCCCUCGCCAUUCACGACAAGAUGACACACAGUUGUUUGCCUCGUCGUUCUCUCCGUCCUUGCCGCUUCUGCAGCCGGCCGACCAAAGGAUGAGGGCCGUCUUCCUAAGGUGUAAGUUCUCGUCUUCAUCACCCCAAAAAAUUUGCUGUCAUCUGUCCUUGGACCCGGACACGGCCCACCCCACACUGGUGCUGUUCGACGGAGGCCAGGGGGCCCACUGCGGCGAGGAGCUUCAGUCGUACCCGGCGCACCCCCAACGCUUCGACUCAGUGGCUCAGGUCCUGUGCUGUCAGGGCCAGUUUGGCGACGCCAGCUACUGGGAGGUCGAGUGGCGCGGCGGCGGAUGGAUCGACAUCGGCGCCACCUACAGGCGAAUCGGACGCAAAGGCGGCGGAAAACCCUGUCUGCUGGGCCGCAACGAGAACUCGUGGCGACUUCGCUGUACGCAUGCCGGUUACGCCGCCUGGCAUGACAACCGUAAGACCACCGUGGCGGCGGCGCCGUGCCCGCGCAUCGGCGUUUUCCUGGAGCGCCACAAGGGGGCGUUGUCCUUUUACAGCGUGUCAGACAGCGUGGUGCUGCUGCACACCUUCAGAUGUGCCUUCUCGCAGCCCAUCUAUCCGGCCUUCCGCCUGGAUCUGGACUCCACUCUGCUCCUCUGCCCUCCUCCAGCGUACUAAACGGCCGUGACCAUCUCUCCAAUUUUUAUUUUUCAAACUACAGUGAAUCCCCACAGUCACGGUUUGGCAUGGCUUGUAUAAAAAUAUUGCUUUUGGCGCAGCUUUGGUGGCCACUUGGUAACUAUGUUGAACUGAAGAGGACGACCUUCAUUUCGCCCUGUCUCAUGGG
Hippocampus comes (tiger tail seahorse) is the source of this 3026-nucleotide messenger RNA. Its product is annotated as E3 ubiquitin/ISG15 ligase TRIM25-like. The record is from RefSeq and is a predicted model, not a curated record. The transcript has 9 exons. Gene Ontology annotation, molecular function: protein binding. Lineage: Eukaryota; Metazoa; Chordata; Actinopteri; Syngnathiformes; Syngnathidae. The coding region runs from base 1022 to 2857 and encodes 611 amino acids.